GAGCCUCACAAGGCCUUCAAUCCUUCCUUCGAAGCCUCCUCCUCUUCACAAGCUUCUCCUUCGGUGUUGCAAUGGUGGGCGCCAAUGCAGCGCUCGGAACGAGCGCGGCGUCGUUCUCUGCCACUAGUUCUGUUGCUGUUGCUGGGGCCGCUGCUGGGGCUGCUGCUACGGGCAGGCGUGAGAGUGGUGUGAGGUCGCCGUGCGUCGCGUCGUCUUCUUCGUCUUUGUCGCUUGGUGUGCGAUGUCGAGCUGUGUCCGUGCGGAGGCCCGGGUUGGAUGCUUCCAGGAGUUUGCGAAGCUCGUUGUUGGCGUCUGGGAGCUCUGGAGUUGGGUUCUCCAGGAACGAAUUCUUUGCGAGACAUGAAGCAUUUUUCCUAGCCUCCAACAUUGGAAUAUUGCAUGAGGCAAGGAGAGAGAAUGGCCGGGGCCUGGUUGUACGAGCCGCUGUGUUCGAUCAACUCACGGACAGCCUCGAAGCAGCGUGGUCGAAACUUAAGAAGGAAGAUGUUUUGACUAAAGAUAAUAUCAAAGAACCUAUGAAAGAUAUUCGAAGAGCUCUGCUUGAGGCUGAUGUGAGUUUACCAGUUGUUCGGAGAUUUGUGAAAUCCGUAUCGGAGAAGGCAAUUGGUAUGGGGGUGGUUCGUGGAGUGAGACCAGACCAGCAGCUUGUCAAGGUAGUGAAUGAUGAGUUGGUAGGCCUCAUGGGUGGAGAGAUGGUUGGCAUUGAAUUUGCCAAAUCUGGUCCUACCGUCAUUUUAAUGGCAGGGCUACAGGGAGUGGGGAAGACAACUGCGUGCGGAAAGCUUGCCCUUUUUUGCAAGAAAAAGGGAAAAAGUGUCAUGAUGGUAGCGACAGAUGUGUACAGGCCAGCAGCCAUCGACCAGCUCGUCACCCUGGGAAAGCAGGUGGAGGUUCCAGUUUUCGAAGCUGGUAAUCAAUUACGGCCUGCAGAGAUUGCAAAGAGGGGACUUGCUGAGGGCAAAAAACAAGGAAUAGAUGUUAUCAUCGUUGAUACGGCUGGACGUCUCCAGGUAGAUCGAGGAAUGAUGGAUGAGCUCAAGCAGAUAAAACAAGUGGUGAAUCCAACUGAAGUUCUGCUAGUGGUUGAUGCCAUGACUGGUCAAGAAGCUGCAGGCCUGGUUGCAUCGUUUAAUCUGGAAAUUGGCAUAACUGGUGCGAUCCUAACAAAGCUUGAUGGUGACUCUCGAGGUGGAGCUGCAUUGAGUGUCAAAGAGGUGUCUAAUAAACCAAUUAAGUUUGUGGGAGAAGGAGAGGGCAUGACAGCGCUGGAACCCUUCUAUCCUGAUCGAAUGGCCAGUCGCAUCUUAGGAAUGGGAGAUGUGUUGACAUUUGUGGAGAAGGCACAGGAAGUGAUGGUCAAAGAAGACGCGGAACUUAUGCAGAAGAGAAUAAUGGAGGCUAAAUUUGACUUCAAUGAUUUCCUUGCUCAAACACGGAAUUUAGCUCGAAUGGGCUCCAUGAGUAAUAUCAUGAAGUUUUUACCCGGCAUGAACAAGGUGAGUCCACAACAAAUUCGCGAAGCUGAGAAGAGUCUUAAAAUCAUGGAAUCUAUGAUCAACUCUAUGACUCCUAAGGAGAGAGCCGAUCCUGAUCUUCUUGCAAAGUCUCCUUCCAGGAGGCGAAGAGUUGCUAAUGGUUCUGGAAGAUCACAAGAGCAGGUUAGUGCUUUAGUGGCUCAACUUUUCCAAAUGCGAGUACGCAUGAAAAGUUUGGCAACUAUGAUGCAAGGUGGCUCGAUACCUGGGAUGGAGGGCUUAGAGGAAGGCAUGAAAGGUGGAAGAAAGGCAGCCCCAGGUACAGCAAAGAGGAAAAGGAGUCGUGGUUUUGCGUCUCAGCUUGCAGAGUCUGGUGCCAAAUCUUCACCAAAAGGAUCUGGAGGUUUCGGUGGCUUUGCCAAGAAGUGACCCAUUUUUCUUGCUCCACCAUUCUUUUUUUCUUUUUUUCUUUUUGAUGAUGAGCGGUUUCAAACAUAGUAUUACUCGUCAAGUGUCAGCACGAAUUUUGUGUCAGUCAGUUCAUUUAGAGAUUCUGUAGUUCAGUGAAACACACACAGAUAAUCCAAACCCUAUUUCACUUUUAAUACAUAUUCCUCGCAACUUUCUCACUCA
Physcomitrium patens is the source of this 2129-nucleotide messenger RNA. Lineage: Eukaryota; Viridiplantae; Streptophyta; Bryopsida; Funariales; Funariaceae. The record is from RefSeq and is a predicted model, not a curated record.